AUCACAGCCGAUCAUCCGCUAUCGGGUGUCUAGGCUGAAAUCCGAGUAACCAUGUAUCCAUUUUUUUCGUUUUUACUAUUAUAAAUUGUACUACUGUGUCUUAAGUUCGUGAGUUAAACCAUGCAUUUAAUAUUGAAUGCAUACUAAAUGCAAUUAAUUUUUUAUAAAAACAAAAUCUUUAAUAAAUUUAAUCUUUAUUAUCUUGCUGUAAAUUUCAGAAAAAUCAGAAAACGGGCUGUAAUACUAUUAAAAAAAAGGUGAUUAUUUUAAAUGUACAUUAUGAUGCGGUGGUCUAGAACAUCUAAACAGAUAAUUUCUGUCUUGAGGACUCAAGCAUCAAAAAUGUCAAAUGUUAAGCCAGCUAUUCCAGAAGAGCCUAAAACGAUUACUAAAAUUAGUAAUACUAAUAGUCCUACUAGCAGUAUUGUGGCAGCUGCAUUUGCAUCAUUGAAAGAAAUUGACACAGCAAAAACAAUUAAAAAAAAUGUCUAUUAUAUUAUCAACAAUAAAAUAGACAACGCUAAUACUAUAGAAGAUCUUCUUGGAUUGGCAGAUUCGUCAACACUUUCUAAAUCACAAGCAUUAAAGGCGGUUUCAAUGUUAGCCGAUUGGGCAACUACAGGUAAAGCCAAAUUGUCAGACUUUGAAGCUGACCCAAGAUUCUUGAAGUUAUGUAGAUUACUAGGAAAAGAAAAUGUUGGUAAAGAAAAUACUUUUAGUGACUUAUCUACCGUUCUUGGUAUUACUGGAGAUGACGAAGCUGCUAAACUAAUUUCUUCAAUUAGUUUACCUCAAAUGAUCAAAGUGCUUUCAACUCUUGCUGUUAAAAAAAAACGCUCGGCAACUUUAAUGCGGUCAUUAGCAUUCAAUAUUGGUAGAUGCUCAGAAAAACUUGAUAUCAAACAAUGUGCCGAUAUAUUGUACGCUUUAGCUGUGUUAAAUUUUCCUGAUGAAGUACUAAUGGAAAAAGUUAGUGCUGAUUUAUGUAGUACCAUAUCUACAAAUGAUCGUCCUUCAGUAAUUGGAUCCAUUAUUACCAGCAUGGGCAUUUUACGACUAAGGGAUACAGACUUACUAGAAUCUAUAUCCUCUUGGUUGGAAAAUCAUGAAUGCAAACAACAUAUAUUAGAGUCAUUUUUGAUAACGUUGGCCUAUGUGAACUAUAAAACAGUUAAUGUGGACAAUAUAUUUAAGGUGUUUGAAAAUAACAAAAUUGAUGGCGUCAGUAAUAUAAAUACAUGGCUGGAUGUGGUAUGGAGUUUGAUUGUAUUGAAAAGAGAAAGCGACGAUCAUUUAAAAUCUGUUUUAUCUCCUGGUUUUACAAAAAGUGUGCUAAAUCUAAAAGAUAUUGGAAUCAUUCCUAUAAAACUACUGAAUGUUAAUGGAUAUGCGACAACCAAAACACAAUAUAAAGGACCAUUGUUGGAUUUGAAUUCAGAUUAUUGUCAAGUCAAAUUAAUGAGAUCCAAAGAUAAGCAAGCUUUAAUGGUCUCAAUGAUGGAUGCAUUAUCAACUAUGUUACCAUCAAUUAAUUAUGUAAAAACCGAUGUAAAUACAAAUUUUGGUUUCAUUAUUGAUGCAGAAUGUUCAAUAGAUUCAAAGUUGAAUCCCAUACCUCUUGAUAGCACUACAAGUAGUAAAGCUGGCAUACAUAAAAUAGCUUUUAUGUUGACUGGAUUCCACGAUACGUGUCGUGGAUGUCAUAAUGAACCUAAUGGGAUAUCGGUUCUUAACACACAAUUAGCUAAAUCACUUGGUUACAAAGUAUUAUCGAUUCCCUACACAGAGUUUGGACUUCGUGAUACAUUAGUCAAUAGGGUCAAAUAUCUUAAAGAGAAUAUAAAAUUGUUAAUUAAUGAACCUUAGUGUUAAUAGUUUAAAGUUUUGCACUUUGUAUGUUUUUAUUGUGUUUUGUCUUGAAUAAACCAAUAUUCAAAUUUA
Molecule: messenger RNA, 1941 nt
Organism: Adelges cooleyi (spruce gall adelgid)
Lineage: Eukaryota; Metazoa; Arthropoda; Insecta; Hemiptera; Adelgidae
Product: FAST kinase domain-containing protein 4
Exons: 9
Coding region: 271-1866 (531 amino acids)
Biological process (GO): regulation of mitochondrial mRNA stability
Source: RefSeq, a predicted model, not a curated record